This is a messenger RNA of Trichophyton rubrum CBS 118892, 312 nucleotides long. Its product is annotated as 60S ribosomal protein L36. Gene Ontology annotation, molecular function: structural constituent of ribosome. Gene Ontology annotation, biological process: cytoplasmic translation. NCBI's taxonomy places the organism in Eukaryota, Fungi, Ascomycota, Eurotiomycetes, Onygenales, Arthrodermataceae. The record is from RefSeq and is a predicted model, not a curated record. The transcript is spliced from 3 exons. The coding region runs from base 1 to 312 and encodes 103 amino acids. Gene Ontology annotation, cellular component: ribosome; cytosolic large ribosomal subunit.
AUGGCGAACGAACGCUCCGGAAUCGCCACUGGCUUGAACAAGGGCCGUAAAACCACCGCCAUCGAGAGACGCGCCCGUAUCUCCAGAACCAAGGGAUCCCUCUCCCGCCGCACCGCCUUCGUCCGUGAAAUUGUCAAGGAGGUUUCUGGACUCGCCCCAUAUGAGCGCCGUGUCAUUGAAUUGUUGAGGAACUCCCAGGAUAAGCGUGCCAGGAAGCUCGCUAAGAAGAGACUCGGUACUCUCGGUCGUGCCAAGCGGAAGGUCGACGAUAUGCAGAAGAUCAUCGCUGAGUCGAGGAGAGCUGGUCACUAA